This is a messenger RNA of Camellia sinensis, 6281 nucleotides long. It is a transcript of the gene SWP, whose product is annotated as RNA polymerase II transcription mediator. Gene Ontology annotation, cellular component: mediator complex; core mediator complex. The record is from RefSeq and is a predicted model, not a curated record. Gene Ontology annotation, molecular function: transcription coregulator activity. Lineage: Eukaryota; Viridiplantae; Streptophyta; Magnoliopsida; Ericales; Theaceae. Gene Ontology annotation, biological process: regulation of transcription by RNA polymerase II.
CUGCCAUGCCAAACGAAGGUGUAAUCAGGUGUUUUGACUUUUUUUGCCAACACCCCAAACGGGGCCUUAACCGAGAGUGAUAAAUGUAUUCAGACUAGCCGCCUCUCUACCCGGGCCGGGGGUAUCGGAACCGAUUUCAGAACAAACUAGCCAAAUAUAGCGGGAGCGAGUUGAAUUACAUACACAGCUUGUCCUUGUUAAAUAUUUUUUGUAUUCAUUCUCUCUCUCUCUCUCUGAAUCUCUCAACUUUCUCUCUCUAGGGUUUCUGCACUCCGGACCCUAGUUUCCAUGCACCUGGUAUUGUAGAUCGAGUAUUCAAAGAGGGGCGUCAAUGGCUGAACUAGGGCAACAAACGGUCCAGUUCUCCACCUUGGUGAGUCGUGCCGCCGAUGAAUCUUACAUCUCUCUCAAGGAAUUGGUCGAGAAAUCGAGGUCCUCCGAACAGUCCGAUUCCGAGAAGAAGAUUAACCUCCUCAAGUUCCUCGUCAAGACUCAGCAACGGAUGCUCCGACUCAAUGUUCUUGCCAAGUGGUGUCAGCAGGUUCCUUUAAUACAGUAUUGUCAACAACUAGCAUCAACUGUAUCAAAUCAUGAUAUGUGUUUCACCCAAACGGCAGAUUCCCUUUUUUUCAUGCAUGAAGGCCUACAGCAAGCUCGCGCUCCUAUCUACGAUGUUCCCUCUGCUAUCGAAGUCCUCCUUACAGGAAAUUACCAGCGUUUACCAAAAUGUGUAGAAGAUGUAGGUAUUCAGAGCACAUUAACAGAAGAUCAGCAGAAGCCAGCUUUGAAGAAGUUAGACACACUUGUACGGUCAAAGUUGCUUGAAGUUACUCUUCCUAAAGAAUUUUCUGAAGUCAAAGUUUCUGAUGGUACUGCAAUGCUUCGUGUGGAUGGGGAAUUUAAAGUUUUAGUUACUCUUGGUUAUCGUGGGCAUCUAUCAAUGUGGAGGAUAUUGCAUUUGGAGCUGCUUGUUGGUGAGAGAAGUGGGCUUGUGAAGCUGGAAGAAUCGCGAAGGCAUGCUCUUGGAGAUGAUUUAGAGCGGAGAAUGGCAGCUGCGGAAAAUCCAUUUAUAACUUUAUACUCUGUUCUCCACGAGCUUUGUGUUGCGCUUGUUAUGGACACUGUCAUAAGACAAGUGCAUUCUCUUCGCCAAGGCAGAUGGAAAGAUGCUAUCCGGUUUGAGCUUGUAUCUGAUGGUAGCACAGGACAAGGUGGGAGUGCAGCUUCCAUGCAAAUGAGUCAAGAAGGGGAAACUGAUUCGGCUGGUCAAAGAACUCCUGGAUUAAAAAUUUUAUAUUGGUUAGAUUUGGAUAAGACUUCUGGUACAUCUGACUCAGGGUCAUGCCCAUUUAUAAAAAUUGAACCAGGACCAGAUAUGCAGAUAAAAUGUCUUCAUGGUUCAUUUGUUAUAGAUCCUCUAACUGGUAAGGAGGCAGAAUUUUUUCUUGACCAGAGUCGCAUUGAUGUUGAGAAGUUGCUGCUAAGAGCUAUAUGUUGCAAUAGAUAUACUCGUUUGCUUGAAAUUUAUAAAGAGCUGGUGAAAAAUGGUCAGAUCUAUAGAGCUACAGGUGAUGUUAUUCUUCAGUGCCACGCAGAUGAACCUGAUGCUGACUAUAAAAAGCUUCAGAAGGAUAGCAAAUGUAGUGCCAGGCAAUGUGAAGGGCAGGAAGUACUACGUGUUCGUGCUUAUGGCUCAUCAUUUUUCACCCUUGGCAUGAAUAUAAGGAAUGGGCGUUUUCUUCUCCAGUCAUCGAAGAAUAUUCUGUCCCCUUCGGCAUUGGUAGAAUAUGAAGAAGCUCUAAACCAGAGUAGUAUGACCGCUGCUGAAGUUUUUAUAAGCUUGAGAAGCAAAAGUAUUUUGCACUUAUUUGCAUGUAUUGGCAGGUUUAUAGGCCUGGAGGUUAAUGAACAUGGUUUUGCUGCAGUGAAAGUGCCCAAGAACAUUUUGAAUGGUCCAAGUUCAUUGUUAAUGAGCUUUCCAGACUGUGGCAGCUCAUAUUUUUUGCUAAUGCAACUUGAUAAAGAUUUUAAACCCCUUUUUAAAUUGCUUGAGACUCAGCCCGAUCCAUCAGGAAAAACUCAUUCUUUUGGUGACUUAAAUAAUGUCACCCGUGUAAAAAAUGUAGACAUUGAUCAGAUUCAGAUGAUUGAAGAUGUACUUAAUUUGAGCCUUAUUGAUUGUGGAAAACUACUUUCACUUUCACCCAAUGCUAUGGGUGCUAAUCAGACUUCUGAACAUGGUCUUCUCUCUGAGCUCAACGUCGAUGGUUCUAUGCUUGGUUCUGGAAAUCUGCUAUCAAGUUUCUCUUCUAUUGUUGAUGAAGUGUUUGAGCUUGAGAGAGGGUCAUCUGCACCUUCUUUUUCUAGUCAGAGUCUCUCUUCAUCAUUUAAUGCAUCUGCUGCAGCGCAUUAUGGCUCUGUUCCAAUGAAUUUUCAGAGUAUGAAAGUUGGAACCUCCUCACCUAAGUGGGAGGGAGGAACACAGAUAGCACAGAUCAAUAAUGCUCCUAAAGUUUCUGGUGGAUCUCCCCAUUAUAAUAAUGGCUCUAUUUAUUCAACAAGCAAUUUGAAGGGCAUCAUGCAGUCUAGCUCUGUGAGUUCACCAUCUUCUGGUUUAGGAAGGAGCACAACUUUGAAGAAACUGUCUGCUUCAAAAUCUGACCAGGAUUUGGCUUCUCUUAGAUCUCCACAUUCUGCUGAUUCUUGUGCCACAGUGGAUUUGGCUUCCCCACCAAGACUGACUGGCCCCCGAGUUUCUGCACCAAAUGUAAAACCUAACGGGCCUAGAACCUCGGCAAUUGGAUCUUUUAAAGUUUCUGGAUCUAGCCCUUGGGCUACAACUACCAUAUCUGAAGCACCAGAUUUUGCAGUUGGUCCUAGCUCAAAUCUUGAUGCUGUUACUAGACAUGAUAAAAGAUCAAGAAAGCGUACAGUUUCAGAUAUGUUGAAUUUGAUUCCAUCACUUCAAUGUUUAGAGCACCAGUCAGGAUUUAGUAAGAGAAGAAAAAUCAUGGAUUCAGGAUUCAAUCAUCAGACUUCACCACAGGCACUCAUUUCAUCGGAGAUGAUUGGCAAAACUGAAGGUUACAGUUAUGCAAGUCUAAUUGCUGAAGCAAAUAAAGGAAAUGCACCCUCUAGCAUAUAUUUUUCAGCUCUUCUUCAUGUGGUCAGGCACUGCUCACUUUGUAUCAAGCAUGCUCGACUAUCUAGCCAGAUGGAUGCACUUGACAUUCCAUAUGUUGAAGAAGUGGGUCUAAGAAAUGCAUCCUCAAAUUUAUGGUUCCGACUCCCAUUUGCGAGAGGCGAUACAUGGCAACACAUAUGUCUGCGACUUGGUCGACCUGGAAGCAUGUAUUGGGAUGUCAAAAUAAAUGACCAGCACUUCAGGGACUUGUGGGAACUUCAGAAGGGAAGCAAUAGUACUCCAUGGGGUUCUGGUGUUCGUAUUGCCAAUACGUCUGAUGUAGAUUCUCAUAUCCGUUAUGAUCCGGAAGGUGUUGUUUUGAGUUAUCAAUCUGUGGAGGCAGAUAGCAUCAAGAAGUUAGUGGCAGAUAUCCAAAGGCUCUCCAAUGCUAGAAUGUUUGCACUUGGAAUGCGAAAACUGCUUGGAGUAAGACCAGAUGAGAAACUAGAAGAAGGCAGUGCAAACUCCGAUGGUAAAGCGGCAGCUGGAGCAAAAAAUGCUCUAGAGGCAUCUGACAAAUUUUCGGAACAGAUGAGGAGGGCUUUUCGCAUUGAGGCAGUUGGGCUCAUGAGUUUGUGGUUUAGUUUUGGUUCGGGGGUACUUGCUCGCUUUGUUGUCGAGUGGGAGUCUGGUAAAGAGGGAUGCACGAUGCAUGUUUCUCCCGACCAGCUUUGGCCUCAUACCAAGUUUCUAGAAGACUUUAUAAAUGGUGCUGAAGUUGCAUCUCUUCUGGAUUGCAUUCGCCUCACUGCUGGACCCUUGCAUGCCCUUGCAGCAGCAACACGCCCUGCACGGGCUGGUCCUGCUUCUGGGGUCCCUGGUGUUACAGCGCACAUCUCUUCUAUUUCAAAACAGAGUGGGUACCUACAACCCCAGGGACACUUGCAAAUUAGUUCAACCACAAAUGCUAGUCAGGUGACAUCUGGCCCUGGAGGGAAUCCCGUUACCUCCACCAAUGCCGGCUCUCUUGGGAAUCACAGCCUUCACGGGGCUGCGAUGCUUGCUGCUGCUGGGCGAGGUGGCCCCGGCAUUGUUCCUAGCUCACUGUUGCCCAUAGAUGUCUCUGUUGUCCUUCGUGGGCCCUACUGGAUUCGGAUAAUAUAUCGUAAAUUCUUUGCAGUCGACAUGCGCUGCUUUGCUGGAGAUCAGGUUUGGUUGCAACCAGCAACACCCCCAAAAGGUGGCCCCUCAGUUGGAGGAUCAUUACCAUGCCCACAGUUUCGUCCUUUCAUUAUGGAGCACGUGGCUCAGGAAUUGAACGGUUUGGAGCCUAAUUUUACUGGUGGUCAACAGACAGUUGGGAUGGCAAAUGCAAACGGUCCAAAUCCAAGUUCGGUUUCACAGUUGUCUACUUCCGGUGGAAACAGAGUCAACCUCUCAAAUCCUGGUGGAAUGGCCAGGUCAGGAAAUCAAGUUACUGGUCUCAACCGUAUGGGUAACGCUCUUUCAGCAUCCCCAAAUUUACCAGUUGUAAGUGCGGGCUUGCCUAUACGUAGAUCACCUGGUGCAGGUGUCCCUGCUCAUGUGAGAGGGGAACUGAAUACAGCAAUUAUUGGACUUGGGGAUGAUGGAGGUUAUGGUGGUGGAUGGGUUCCACUUGUUGCACUUAAGAAAGUUCUUAGAGGUAUUCUCAAGUACCUUGGAGUGCUAUGGUUAUUCGCACAGUUACCUGAUCUUUUGAAAGACAUCCUAGGGUCAAUUUUAAAGGACAAUGAAGGUGCACUGUUAAACUUAGACCAGGAGCAGCCAGCCUUGCGCUUCUUUGUAGGGGGUUAUGUAUUUGCUGUAAGUGUGCACAGGGUUCAACUUCUUCUCCAAGUCCUUAGCGUGAAACGCUUUCAUCAUUCACAGCAGCAACAGCAGCAGCAAAACGCAGCCACUGCUCAAGAGGAGCUAACACAAUCUGAAAUAGGCGAGAUAUGUGACUAUUUCAGCCGACGUGUUGCAUCAGAACCCUAUGACGCUUCACGGGUUGCAUCAUUUAUUACUCUUCUUACUUUACCAAUUUCAGUUUUAAGAGAAUUCUUGAAACUUAUAGCGUGGAAAAAAGGAUUAGCUCAGGCGCAAGGUGGAGAUACCGCCCCUGCACAAAAACCUCGUAUUGAAUUAUGUCUUGAAAAUCAUGCCGGAUUGAAUGCAGAUGGAAACUCUGAUAAUUCAUCUGCGUCAAAAAGCAAUAUUCAUUAUGACCGACCCCAUAACUGUGUCGAUUUUGCACUGACUGUGGUUCUUGAUUCUAGUCACAUACCUUCCAUAAAUGCUGCCGGUGGUGCUGCUUGGUUGCCCUACUGUGUUUCGGUGAGAUUGAGAUAUUCAUUCUGUGAAAACCCUAACGUCUCAUUUCUCGGAAUGGAAGGAAGCCACGGGGGCCGAGCCUGCUGGUUGCAGCUCGAUGACUGGGAGAAAUGUAAACAGAGGGUGGCUAGAACCGUGGAAGUGAAUGGAGGUUCGGCUGGCGAUGUUAGUCAAGGGAGGUUGAGAUUGGUUGCAGACAGUGCACAGAGAACAUUGAAUAUGUGCCUUGUAGGCUUAAGGGAUGGCAGUGGGGUUACCACAAGUUCUGGAGCAACGUGAUAAGAGAAAAUUACAGCGGUGAAAAUGAUAAGGGAAACCAAAUUUAAGAACUGCCAAAUUUGAGAAACCGUCUGCAAACAAUGCUGCUAGCUUGGUGGUUUGCAAGGGAGUUGACAAUGUACCGGUGGCCUUUUUUUGAUUUUCUAAUAUAUAUAGUUGGCUGACCUAGAUUUUGGGAAACAGGGUGUAGAAUAAUGUUUUUGAUGGGGAGCAGGAAGGGUGUUUUGUGUUUGUUAAAUUAGAGUCAGGGACGGUGGGUUUUUCUUGUACAGGUCACCCUACUGAUUGUUCUCAAUGUGAUUGUACAAAAUUUAUUUAGCUGCUUGGAGUUGUUGUACAACCCCCUCUGGACACUUAACAAAAUAUGCCAAAAACUCUAGUUUACAACUUUGUAGUUUGUACCUUUUAUUUUUGGAUUCUGAUGUAAAUUACUUCAAUCAUAUGUCAAGGAAAAUAUUACUUGGAUUUUGUAGGUAAAUAGUUUAUUAGUGGAAUGUACUGGGAUUACCGGUUGUUUUGGUCA